AUGGAUCUGACAGCCUACACCUUGGAUGACAUCACUAAUUGCCACAUAAGUCUUCUAUCCAAAUUGGAAAUAGAUGGGGUACAGGUCUUCAAGCAUUUCAAUCCGAACAACACUGCUGGAACCGCUCGAGAAUUGAAAGGGGAAAUGAACUAUAACAACAUUAAGUUCUCCAACCUCAGCAAGACUCUUUUCCUGGACAGCAACCGUAAGUCUUACGAUAAGACGGACUGUCAGAAAUUCUUCGAGGCGGCCAAAGCUCUAGAGGAAGAUAAAGAUAAUGAUCAGAAAUUGACCAUGAUUCAAUUGCAACGAUCACUAGUGAAUCCCAGCGUAGAGCAACAAUCACUAGUGAAUCCCAGCGUAGAGCAACAAUCACUAGUGAAUCCCAGCCUAGAGCAACGACCACUAGUGAAUCCCAGCGUAGAGCAACAAUCACUAGUGAAUCCCAGCGUAGAGCAACAACCACUAGUGAAUCCCAGCGUAGAGCAACGAUCACUAGUGAAUCCCAGCCUAGAGCAACGACCACUAGUGAAUCCCAGCGUAAAGCAACGAGCACUAGUGAAUCCCAGCCUAGAGCAACAAUCACUAGUGAAUCCCAGCGUAGAGCAACGACCACUAGUGAAUCCCAGCUUAGAGCAACGACCACUAGUGAAUCCCAGCCUAGAGCAACGAACACUAGUGAAUCCCAGCUUAGAGCAACGAACACUAGUGAAUCCCAGCCUAGAGCAACGAGCACUAGUGAAUCCCAGCCUAGAGCAACGACCACUAGUGAAUCCCAGCCUAGAGCAACGACCACUAGUGAAUCCCAGCCUAGAGCAACGAGCACUAGUGAAUCCCAGCCUAGAGCAACGAGCACUAGUGAAUCCCAGCCUAGAGCAACGAUCACUAGUGAAUCCCAUCCUAGAGCAACGAUCACUAGUGAAUCCCAGCCUAGAGCAACGGACACUAGUGAAUCCCAGCUUAGAGCAACAAUCGCUAGAGAAUCCCAGCUUAGAGCAACAAUCGCUAGAGAAUCCCAGCUUAGAGCAACGAUCGCUAGAGAAUCCCAGCCUAGAGCAACGAUCACUAGUGAAUCCCAGCCUAGAGCAACGAUCACUAGUGAAUCCCAGCCUAGAGCAACGAUCACUAGAGAAUCCCAGCUUAGAGCAACGAUCGCUAGAGAAUCCCAGUCUAGAGCAACGAUCACUAGUGAAUCCCAGCUUAGAGCAACGAUCACUAGUGAAUCCCAGCUUAGAGCAACGAUCACUAGUGAAUCCCAGCUUAGAGCAACAAUCGCUAGAGAAUCCCAGUCUAGAGCAACGAUCACUAGUGAAUCCCAGCCUAGAGCAACGGACACUAGUGAAUCCUAGCUUAGAGCAACAAUCGCUAGAGAAUCCCAGCUUAGAGCAACAAUCGCUAGAGAAUCCCAGCUUAGAGCAACAAUCGCUAGAGAAUCCCAGUCUAGAGCAACGAUCACUAGUGAAUCCCAGCCUAGAGCAACAGACACUAGUGAAUCCUAGCUUAGAGCAACAAUCGCUAGAGAAUCCCAGUCUAGAGCAACGAUCACUAGUGAAUCCCAGCCUAGAGCAACGGACACUAGUGAAUCCUAGCUUAGAGCAACAAUCGCUAGAGAAUCCCAGCUUAGAGCAACAAUCGCUAGAGAAUCCCAGCUUAGAGCAACAAUCGCUAGAGAAUCCCAGCCUAGAGUAA
Molecule: messenger RNA, 1689 nt
Organism: Macrosteles quadrilineatus (aster leafhopper)
Lineage: Eukaryota; Metazoa; Arthropoda; Insecta; Hemiptera; Cicadellidae
Product: glutamine-rich protein 2-like
Exons: 2
Coding region: 1-1689 (562 amino acids)
Source: RefSeq, a predicted model, not a curated record